Vicia villosa (hairy vetch) is the source of this 393-nucleotide messenger RNA. RefSeq lists its product as uncharacterized. NCBI's taxonomy places the organism in Eukaryota, Viridiplantae, Streptophyta, Magnoliopsida, Fabales, Fabaceae. The coding region runs from base 1 to 393 and encodes 130 amino acids. The transcript has a single exon. The record is from RefSeq and is a predicted model, not a curated record. Gene Ontology annotation, molecular function: RNA-DNA hybrid ribonuclease activity; nucleic acid binding.
AUGCUGAAGGUCAUUUUGUCGUUGCUCGCACAGAAUGGUUUUCGCCUUGUACGUACUGAAGUUGUUAUUGGAGAAGCUUUAGCUCUUUUGGCAUCUAUCAAAUGGGUUAAUGGUCUUGGUUAUGAUAACAUGGAUUUUGAGUUAGAUGCCAAAAGUGUGGUGGAUAGUGUUAUAUCUCCAAAACCAAACGAUUCGAACUUUGGUGCUGUUACUGGAGAAUGUAAUCGUUUGUUGUCACUCUUUUUUAGGUACUCUCAUGUUAAGUUCGUUAGGAGACAAGCCAAUGAAGUUGUCCAUGCUUUGGCACACGUGGCUCCAUCCCUAGCUAGUUUUCACAAUUUUACUGUUAUACCAACAUGUAUUCAGAAUAUUAUUAUUAAUGAUAUGAGUUAA